Sturnus vulgaris (Common starling) is the source of this 2696-nucleotide messenger RNA. The record is from RefSeq and is a predicted model, not a curated record. NCBI's taxonomy places the organism in Eukaryota, Metazoa, Chordata, Aves, Passeriformes, Sturnidae.
AUGGAGGGCGAGGGGGCGGGGCCAGCGGGGCCUCCGGGACACGGGGGAAAGCGGCGGUCGCGGAGCGGUGAGAUCGCCAUCCGCGUGUUCCGGGCCUGCACGGAGCUGGGGAUCCGCACGGUGGCCGUGUACUCGGAGCAGGACACGGGCCAGAUGCACCGGCAGAAGGCGGACGAGGCGUACCUGGUGGGGCGGGGCCUGCCCCCCGUGCAGGCCUACCUGCACAUCCCCGACAUCAUCCGCGUGGCACAGGAGAACGAGGUGGACGCCAUCCACCCGGGCUACGGUUUCCUGUCUGAGCGCGCCGACUUCGCCCAGGCGUGCCUGGACGCCGGCGUUCGCUUCGUGGGGCCGCGGCCGGACGUGGUCCGCAAGAUGGGGUUUGGGGUUUUGGGGGGGGGGCGGAAUUUGGGAUCCCUGGGUUUUGGGAUCCCUGGAAUUUGGGGAGCCACUUUUGGGGUCCCACAGGAACUGGAGGAGAACUUUUCCCGCGCCACCUCGGAGGCUUUGGCCGCCUUUGGGAACGGGGACCUGUUCGUGGAGAAAUUCAUCGAGCGCCCGCGGCACAUCGAGGUCCAGAUCCUGGGUGACUCCCACGGGAACGUUGUGCACCUGUACGAGCGGGACUGCUCGGUGCAGCGCCGGCACCAGAAAGUCGUGGAGAUCGCCCCGGCAGCCCGGCUGCCCCCGGAGCUCAGAGCUCGCCUGGCCGACGACGCCGUGAGGUUGGCACGGCAGGUGGGCUACGAGAACGCCGGCACCGUGGAGUUCCUGGUGGACCAGAGCGGGGAUUAUUAUUUCAUCGAGGUGAACUCACGGCUGCAGGUGGAGCACACGGUCACCGAGGAGAUCACCGACGUGGACCUGGUGCACGCCCAGCUGCAGGUGGCCGCGGGCCGGUCUCUGCCGGAGCUGGGGCUGCAGCAGGAGCGGAUCCGGGUCAAUGGCUGCGCCAUCCAGUGCCGCGUCACCACCGAGGACCCCGCGCGCGGCUUCCAGCCCGACACCGGCCGCAUCGAGGUUUUCCGCUCCGGGGAGGGGAUGGGGAUCCGCCUGGACGGGGCCUCGGCGUUCCAGGGCGCUCUGAUCUCGCCCCACUACGACUCCCUGCUGGUCAAGGUGGUGGCCCACGGGCCGGACCAGCCGGCGGCCGCAGCCAAGAUGAGCCGAGCCCUGGCCGAGUUCCGGAUCCGGGGGGUCAAGGGGCUGCGGGCCGUGCUGCUCCGGGAGGGCCCGCAGGGCUUUGCCCGGGCUCUGAGGCAGCACCGGGGGCUGCUCCUGACCGACACCACGUUCCGCGACGCUCACCAGUCCCUGCUGGCCACGCGCGUCCGCACCCGCGACCUCGCCCGCGUCGCGCCCUUCGUGGCCCACGCCCUCAGCCCCCUGUGCAGCAUGGAGACCUGGGGAGGUGCCACCUUUGACGUGGCCAUGCGCUUCCUGCACGAGUGUCCGUGGGAGCGGCUGCGGGAGCUGCGGCGCCUCGUGCCCAACAUCCCCUUCCAGAUGCUUCUGCGCGGGGCCAACGCCGUGGGCUACACGAACUACCCCGACAACGUGGUGUACAGGUGUGGGGGUGUCCCCACAGUGUCCCCUCACUGUCCCACGCUGUCCCCGUCCCCAGGCAUCGACCUGCAGCGCGUGUUCGAGUACAGCGAGUACUGGGAGGCGGCGCGGGGCCUCUACGCCGCCUUCGACUGCACGGCCACCAUGAAAUCGGGCAAUGCUGACGUGUACGAGAACGAGAUCCCGGGCGGGCAGUACACCAACCUGCACUUCCAGGCCCACGCCAUGGGGCUGGGACACAAGUUCAAGGAGGUCAAGAAGGCCUACACGGAGGCCAACAAACUGCUGGGGGACCUCAUCAAGGUGACGCCCACCUCGAAGGUGGUUGGGGACCUGGCGCAGUUCAUGGUGCAGAACAAACUGUCCCGGGAGGAGGUGGAGGCGCGGGCGGACGAGCUCUCCUUCCCCCUGAGCGUGGUGGAAUUCCUGCAGGGACACAUCGGGGUCCCCCCAGGGGGAUUCCCCGAGCCCUUCCGCUCCCGGGUGCUGAAGGAGCUGCCGCGGGUCGAGGGGCGCCCGGGGGCGUCGCUGCCCCCGCUGGAUUUCGAGGCGCUGGGCCGGGAGUUGGGGGCGCGGCACGGGACCCCCCCCAGCCCCGAGGAGCUGCUCUCGGCCGCCCUGUACCCCAAAGUGUUCGACGAGUUCCGCUCCUUCAGCAGCACCUUCGGGCCCGUGGCCUGCCUGGGCACGCGGCUCUUCCUCGAGGGACCCACCAUCGCCGAGGAGUUCGAGGUGGAGCUGGAGCGGGGUAAGACCCUGCACAUCAAGGCGCUGGCGCUCGGGGACCUGAACGCCGCCGGGCAGCGCGAGGUUUUCUUUGAGCUCAACGGGCAGCUGAGAUCCAUCCUGGUCAGGGACACGCAGGCACUCAAGGAGAUGCACGUGCACCCCAAGGCCGAGAAGGGCGCCAAGGGCCAGGUGGGGGCCCCGAUGCCGGGGGAGGUGGUCGAGGUGCGGGUCAAGGAGGGGACAACGGUGGCCAAGGGGGACCCUCUGUGCGUGCUCAGCGCCAUGAAAAUGGAGACCGUGGUGACGGCGCCCGUGGGGGGCAAGGUCACCAAGCUCCACGUGCGCCCCGGGCUCAGCCUCGAGGGCGAGGACCUCAUCGCCGUCAUCGAGUAGAUUUGGGG